Thelazia callipaeda (thelaziosis nematode) is the source of this 528-nucleotide messenger RNA. Lineage: Eukaryota; Metazoa; Nematoda; Chromadorea; Rhabditida; Thelaziidae. The record is from the annotation of a GenBank genome assembly.
AUGUCAUCUUCAUCAGCGUACAAUCGAACAUCAUCUUACAAUCGUACAUAUGAAAAGCGAAUCAUUGAAGAAGGACCUCAAAUUACUCGCAUUGUUUCACCUUUGCAUGUAUCUAACAUAGGAUCAUCGUUGCAUCCACCAAUAUCGUUAACUUCUCUGAGUUCAUCGGGAACAGGAGCUGGUUUGAUAACAACAUAUCAUCAAAGUGAUGAUUAUUUUUAUGUACAAAUAGACUUAUCUCAGUUCAAGCCAGAAGAUUUGAAAGUCUCUGUGGUAAAUUCUUUUAUAGUCAUUGAAGCUAAACAUGGCGAACGUGAAGAUAAGAAGUUUAAUUUGCCCCCAAGCAUACCAGCUGAUGCAGUGACAAGUAAUCUUACUGCAGAUGGACAUCUUAGUGUUACCGCAAGUGCUCCACGACAUAAGGAAGAUGGCAUUGAAAGAACGAUUCCUAUCAAGUUAGUAGCAAGCACGGUUAAACCAGAUGUGAAGCCGCAAAGCACAACUGAACAAUCAUCGUCUCAAGAAUAA